Purpureocillium takamizusanense is the source of this 2612-nucleotide messenger RNA. It is a transcript of the gene CDC3, whose product is annotated as Cell division control protein 3. The coding region runs from base 531 to 1835 and encodes 434 amino acids. Gene Ontology annotation, biological process: cytoskeleton-dependent cytokinesis. Gene Ontology annotation, molecular function: molecular adaptor activity; GTP binding; GTPase activity. Lineage: Eukaryota; Fungi; Ascomycota; Sordariomycetes; Hypocreales; Ophiocordycipitaceae. The record is from RefSeq and is a predicted model, not a curated record. The transcript is spliced from 5 exons. Gene Ontology annotation, cellular component: septin complex; microtubule cytoskeleton; septin ring.
CGUCCCUCGUCUCGAUCUUGACCUUGACUUCACUUCCACUUCGUCCCCCCCCAAAUCAAUCACCAUUGCUACUUCCUCUCGUCGACAACGCCAGCGACGCCGCCGAGGCAUCCUUUGUCGACGAUUCGUGGCCACCUGCUUCGCCCGUGAGCCCUUCUUCGAAUCCUCUGACACGCGUCCUUCGUUAGCUGUCGGGUUCUCCUGGAGUUUCCCCCUUUAGGUUCGUGCACUAGCCCUGCCCCCUUACUCCCGCAUCCGCGGCCAUCACCACCACCACUCGCUGCAGCGAAAUCAGAAUGUAGCUGGCAUUGGUGACGGAUGUUCCGCCCAGUCCUCCUCGAGAUACCCUUGUCGGCUACUCCAUCUCUCUUGCGUCGUUGCGCGCCGUGCUUCGCUCCCACCACCUAUCUUCGCGACAUCAUUGCAGCUACCCUCCUCUCAAAACCAUUGCUGACCCUGCUCGACCAGAUCCCGCCCGUCCCCGAACUCCAUUCUUUCAAGGACCAGUCGAACGCUCUUUACACAUCGAUAUGGCUUCGAACGGAUCUGACGCUCCUCAGGCGGCGGCAUCUGCCUCGCCUGUCAAUGUCCCCUCUCAGGCCGCACCCGUCCCGGAUAACCGGAACAUCGUCCGCCGAAAGCUAACUGGUUACGUCGGCUUUGCCAACCUGCCCAACCAGUGGCACCGCAAGAGCGUCCGCAAAGGCUUCAACUUUAAUGUCAUGGUCGUCGGCGAAUCUGGUCUCGGAAAGUCGACGCUCGUCAACACGCUCUUCAACACCUCUCUAUACCCGCCCAAGGAGCGCAAGGGCCCUAGCCUUGACAUCAUUCCCAAGACGGUCACCAUUCAGUCCAUCAGCGCCGACAUCGAGGAGGCUGGCGUGCGCCUUCGUUUGACCGUUGUCGACACCCCUGGCUUCGGCGAUUUUGUCAACAACGACGAGUCCUGGCGUCCCAUUGUCGACAACAUUGAGCAGCGCUUCGAUGCCUACCUCGAUGCCGAGAACAAGGUCAACCGGAUGAACAUUGUUGACAACAGGAUUCACGCCUGUGUCUUCUUCAUCCAGCCCACGGGCCAUUCUCUCAAGCCACUUGACAUCGAGGUCAUGCGACGACUGCACACCAAGGUCAACCUUAUUCCUGUCAUUGCUAAGUCUGAUACUCUUACGGACGAGGAAAUUGCGAACUUCAAGGCCAGAAUCCUGUCCGACAUUAAGUAUCACGGCAUUCAGAUCUUCGAAGGUCCUCGAUAUGAGCUUGACGACGAGGAGACUAUUGCGGAGAACAAUGAGAUCAUGUCCAAGGUCCCCUUCGCCGUUGUCGGCGCCACCAAUGAGAUCAAGACGGCCGACGGACGCCAAGUUCGUGGGCGUGAGUAUCCAUGGGGCAUCAUCGAGGUCGACAACGAGGAGCACUGCGACUUUGUCAAGCUGCGCCAGAUGCUCAUCCGCACUCACAUGGAAGAACUCAAGGAGCAUACCAACAAUCUGCUCUACGAGAACUACCGUACCGACAAGCUGAUCGCCAUGGGUGUCUCGCAAGACCCCAGCGUCUUCAAGGAGGUCAAUCCCGCGGUCAAGCAGGAGGAGGAGCGCGCUCUCCACGAGCAGAAGCUCGCCAAGAUGGAGGCGGAGAUGAAAAUGGUCUUUCAGCAGAAGGUUGCCGAGAAGGAGAGCAAGCUCAAGCAAUCCGAAGAGGAGCUUUACGCCCGACACCGGGAAAUGAAGGAGCAGCUCGAUCGCCAGCGCAUGGAGCUCGAGGACAAGAAGCAGCGCAUCGAGAGCGGGCGGCCGCUAGAGAAGGAAGGCAAGCGCAAGGGCUUCUCGUUGCGAUAAAAGGCCAGCUGCGACAUGCUAGCCCUUCGACACCCUGCUCGACACUUCUCUACGAUAACGUCUGCGUAUCUGUGACGCCCCAUACACCAGCAGCUCGACGCCUUCCACUUUCCUUCGGUUCUCGCUUUUUCUCGCCUUCUUGUCACACCUUUUCACCUUUUUUUAAUCCAUACAUCUCCCACGUAAUUGCCCGGUAGCCAAGGCCUUGUCCCAGCACAGACGAUCCCGCAAAACGUCAUGAGAACACGGUCAUGCAACGCGAGGAAGUGGCAGAUCAAGCAUGAAGUGGGCAUGGGAGCAUGGAGCAUUGGGCCGGGAGAUCCAGCUGUCACUCCUCACGGAAUCAUGUGAGGCACCACCUCAUAUUCCAUCCGUGCGAAAAGCGCGGCUGCAACGUUGUCGGGACGGCUGCCAUCGACUUUCGAUGGGCCAUUUUCUAUGCGACGCCCCGUGUCCCGAGUGGCACCUUGCACACUCUUACGGAUUCCUCUUUUAAUCUACGCCCGCCAGGGUUGUCAGACAGACGCCUGCGCUUCGAUGUCUUUUUCGCCCGGCAUGCCGAUGGGAUACCCCUUCACAAGACUGGAUGGAGCACUGGCUGCGGAUUUGAACUAGACGGGAGCAGAUGGAUGGUUGGCUGGCUGCGGGGACUGAACAGCAACUGUUGUAUUUUAACCCCGUGUGACUGGGACAGGUUUUUUGGUCGUCUCGACACACGAAAUCGUCGUCUAGGCUCGUUUGUCGUCUCUUAGCUAGUUUGAUUUGAUGUUUUCCUUA